GGCGGCUCCGGGGCAGCUGUGGGGCAGCCCCACAACCGCCCUGCCCCACAGGUGCGCGUGUGGGUGUUCCCCGAGGGCACGCGCAACCACAGCGGCUCCAUGCUGCCCUUCAAGCGCGGCGCCUUCCACCUGGCCGUGCAGGCCCAGGUUCCCCCCGUGGCUGUGGGUCUGGGGUCUCUGUGGGUCUGGGGUCCCGGUGUCCGGGCUGACCCCUCCCCAGGGCAGUGCGUGAUCCAGGUGCUGCCGCCGCUGCCCACGCGGGGCCUGGGCCCGGCCGACGUCCCGGCGCUGACGGAGCGCGUGCGCGGCGCCAUGCUGCGCGCCUUCGAGGCGCUCUCGGCCGAGCUGCGCGCGCCGCCCGCGGGGCCGGACACCAGGGGUGACCCCGGGAGUGACCACGGGAGUGACCAACCGAGUGACCAACGGAGUGACCACGGGAGUGACCAGCACAGCGCGCCGCCCGCGGGGCCGGACCCCCGGGGUGACCCGAGGGGUGACCAGCUGAGUGACCAGGGGAGUGACCACGGGAGUGACCAGCCGAGUGACCAACGGAGUGACCCACGGAGUGACCACGGGAGUGACCCACGGAGUGACCAGCACAGUGCGCCGCCCGCGGGGCCGGACACGAGCGGUGACCAGGGGAGUGACCCACGGAGUGACCACGGGAGUGACCAGGGGAGGGACCCACGGAGUGACCACGGGAGUGACCACAGGAGUGACCCACGGAGUGACCCACGGAGUGACCAGGGGAGUGACCAGCUGAGUGAGCACGGGAGUGACCCCUGGAGUGACCAGCACAGCGCCCCACCCGCGCCAAGUGACCAGCGGGGUGACCCCUCGAGUGACCAACAGAGUGACCAUCAGAGUGACCAGCACAGCCCCACAACCACCCUGAGUGACCAACGGAGUGACCAGGGGAGUGACCCACGGAGUGACCACAGGAGUGACCAGCACAGCACCCCGCCCGCGGGGCCGGACACGAGGGGUGACCAGAGGGGUGACCCACGGAGUGACCAGGGGAGUGACCCAUGGAGUGACCAGCCAAGUGACCAACGGAGUGACCAAUGGAGUGACCAACAGAGUGACCCACGGAGUGACCACGGGAGUGACCAACGGAGUGACCAACGGGGUGACCAGCCGAGUGACCAACGGAGUGACCAACGGGGUGACCAGGGGAGUGACCACGGGAGUGACCAACGGAGUGACCAACGGGGUGACCAGGGGAGUGACCACGGGAGUGACCAGGGGAGUGACCAGGGGAGUGACCAACGGAGUGACCCACUGAGUGACCACGGGAGUGACCAACGGAGUGACCAACGGAGUGACCAGGGGAGUGACCCACGGAGUGACCAACGGAGUGACCAGGGGAGUGACCAACGGAGUGACCCAUGGGGUGACCCACGGAGUGACCCACGGAGUGACCACGGGAGUGACCAACGGGGUGACCAGGGGAGUGACCAGGGCAGUGACCCACGGAGUGACCCACGGAGUGACCAGGGGAGUGACCACGGGAGUGACCAGCCGAGUGACCAACGGAGUGACCAGGGGAGUGACCAGCACAGCGCCCCGCCCACGCCCCCUGACCAACGGAGUGACCACGGGAGUGACCCACGGAGUGACCAGCAGAGUGACCCCCGGAGUGACCAGCACAGCCCCACAACCACCCUGAGUGACCAACGGAGCCCCCCAAGCCUGAGUGACCCCCGGAGUGACCAUCAGAGUGACCCCCGGAGUGACCCCCGGAGUGACCCCCAGAGUGACCAUCAGAGUGACCAACAGAGUGACCCCCGGAGUGACCCCCGGAGUGACCAGCGCAGCCCCACGGCCGCCCGGAGUGACCCACAGCGUCCAGUGGUGACCCGGAGUGACCCCAGAGCCGCCCGGAGUGACCCCCGGCACCCCACGGACCCCUGGGGUGACCCCCAGUGUCUGGCAGUGACCCACGGGGGGACCCCGCAGUGACCCCCGGCCCUGCAGCCCCCCGGGGGACCCGGCUGUGGGGCAGGGACUGACCCCCAAGUGGGGAGAGUGACCCCCAAGUGGGGACAGAGUGACCCCUGAGAGGGGCAGGAGCUGAGCCACGAGUGGGGCCUGGACUGACCCCCAAGUGGGGACAAACUGACCCCUAAGUGGAGCCUGGACUGACCCCCAAGUGGGAACAAACUGACCCCAAGUGGGGACAAACUGACCCCCAAGUGGGGACAAACUGACCCCCAAGUGGGGCCCGGACUGACCCCCAAGUGGGGCCUGGACUGACCCAUGGCAGGAUGUGGGGCUGACCCCCAAGUGCGGCCACAACUGACCCCUAAGAGGGGCAGGAACUGACCCCCAAGUGGGGCCCGGACUGACCCAUGGCAGGAUGUGGGGCUGA
Molecule: messenger RNA, 2371 nt
Organism: Onychostruthus taczanowskii (white-rumped snowfinch)
Lineage: Eukaryota; Metazoa; Chordata; Aves; Passeriformes; Passeridae
Product: clumping factor A-like
Exons: 3
Biological process (GO): phosphatidic acid biosynthetic process
Cellular component (GO): endoplasmic reticulum
Molecular function (GO): 1-acylglycerol-3-phosphate O-acyltransferase activity
Source: RefSeq, a predicted model, not a curated record